Messenger RNA from Zootoca vivipara (common lizard), 3935 nucleotides. It is a transcript of the gene FZD3, whose product is annotated as frizzled class receptor 3. The record is from RefSeq and is a predicted model, not a curated record. Gene Ontology annotation, cellular component: plasma membrane. Gene Ontology annotation, molecular function: Wnt receptor activity; Wnt-protein binding. Gene Ontology annotation, biological process: canonical Wnt signaling pathway; non-canonical Wnt signaling pathway. NCBI's taxonomy places the organism in Eukaryota, Metazoa, Chordata, Lepidosauria, Squamata, Lacertidae.
GGCAGCGGCGGCCUCGGAGGAGGAGGAGGCGGCGGCUCCUUCAUUCGGGCCCCUUCAGCCGCCGCGCCGAGGAAGGGCCGGCCAGCGCCGCCUGAGGGACGCACUCAGAGCGCUUAAUGAAAGAAGAGAGCCUGUCAACAUGGGGUCUGUUUGGGAGUGCGGUUAGACAGCCUGGCAAUAUGAAACAAAAGGCCAAGAUGAAGUACCUUAUUAGUGCUUUGGGAAUGAAAGCCUUCUGUGGGACUCAGCUAAGUUGCAUCAAUGCAAACAAACAACCUUUCUCUGAAGGAUCUUAAAAUGAAGACCUGAAAUGCGGACGAAGCAAAGAGUAUUUUGGUCUCUGAAGAACCUGGCAGUGGUGCACAGGUACCCAGCAAAGUCUACUAAAUAAUCUGGAGAAUCUCAUGAUUGCUGCAGAAAGAUGGCUGCAACCCGGGUGUUCCAUUGUCUGUGGCUUUUGGCUGUUCUGAUAGGAUGCGCAGGUGGCCACAGCCAGUUCUCAUGUGAGCCCAUCAUCUUGAGGAUGUGCCAGGAUCUUCCUUACAACACCACUUUUAUGCCCAACCUUUUGAACCAUUAUGAUCAGCAAACAGCAGCUCUAGCAAUGGAGCCAUUCCACCCAAUGGUGAACCUUGAAUGUUCCCGGGACUUUCGACCAUUCCUGUGUGCUCUCUAUGCUCCUGUUUGCAUGGAGUAUGGCAGAGUCUCCCUCCCAUGUCGCAGAAUUUGCCAGCGAGCGUACAGUGAGUGUUCAAAACUCAUGGAGAUGUUUGGUGUGUCUUGGUCAGAGGAUAUGGAGUGCAGCAGGUUCCCAGAUUGUGACGAGCCUUACCCUCGCCUUGUCGAUCUCAAUGUAGUUGGGGAAGCGACGGAAGAAGCGCCGGUGGCAGUGCAAAGAGAUUACGGCUUCUGGUGCCCCCGAGAGUUGAAAAUCGACCCAGAUCUGGGCUACACAUUCCUGCGGGUACGGGACUGCUCCCCUCCUUGCCCGAACAUGUAUUUCAGGCGCGAAGAGCUCUCUUUCGCACGAUACUUCAUUGGUGUGAUCUCCAUUGUCUGCCUUUCGGCCACCUUGUUUACUUUCUUGACUUUCUUGAUUGACGUCACGAGGUUUCGCUACCCAGAAAGGCCCAUCAUCUUUUAUGCCGUCUGUUACAUGAUGGUGUCGCUCAUUUUCUUCGUUGGCUUUCUGCUAGAGGACCGGGUGGCCUGCAAUGCCUCCAGCCCCACCACGUACAAGGCUUCCACAGUGACUCAGGGCUCCCACAACAAGGCGUGCACGAUGCUUUUCAUGGUGCUCUAUUUCUUUACCAUGGCUGGGAGCGUCUGGUGGGUGAUCCUUACCAUUACUUGGUUCCUGGCAGCUGUGCCAAAGUGGGGCAGCGAAGCCAUUGAGAAGAAAGCCCUCCUCUUCCACGCCAGUGCGUGGGGCAUCCCAGGAACCCUCACCAUCAUCCUCCUAGCGAUGAACAAAAUCGAAGGCGACAACAUCAGCGGCGUGUGCUUUGUUGGCCUCUAUGACGUGGAUGCCUUGAGGUACUUUGUCCUUGCUCCCCUCUGCCUGUAUGUGGUGGUUGGGGUUUCUCUGCUACUCGCCGGCAUCAUCUCUUUAAAUCGGGUCCGUAUUGAAAUUCCUCUAGAGAAGGAGAACCAGGACAAGCUGGUGAAAUUCAUGAUCCGGAUCGGCGUCUUCAGCAUCCUCUACCUCGUGCCACUCUUGGUUGUGAUUGGCUGCUAUUUUUAUGAGCAAGCUUACCGAGGUGUGUGGGAGACGACGUGGAUACAGGAACGGUGCAAAGAGUAUCACAUACCCUGCCCUUAUCAGGUCACGCAGAUGAGUCGUCCAGACUUGAUCCUCUUUCUGAUGAAGUAUCUGAUGGCUCUGGUGGUUGGGAUUCCAUCUGUCUUCUGGGUUGGAAGUAAAAAGACCUGCUUUGAGUGGGCCAGCUUCUUCCACGGGCGCAAGAAAAAAGAGGUUGUCAACGAGAGCCGGCAAGUGCUUCAGGAGCCUGAUUUUGCUCAGUCGCUCCUGAGAGACCCCAACACACCCAUAAUCCGCAAGUCUAGAGGCACCUCCACCCAAGGGACGUCGACCCAUGCUUCCUCUACCCAGCUGGCUAUGAUGGACGACCAGCGAAGCAAAGCAGGCAGCGUCCAUAGCAAAGUCAGUAGCUACCACGGCAGCUUGCAUAGGUCACGGGAUGGCAGGUAUACCCCCUGCAGUUUCCGCGGGAUUGAAGAUCGACUACCUCACGGUAGCAUGUCCCGACUGACGGACCACUCCAGGCACAGCAGUUCCCACCGGCUCAACGACCAGUCGCGUCACAGCAGCACCAGGGACCUCAGUGGCAAUCCAGUGACCCACAUCACGCACGGCACCAGCAUGAACCGGGUGAUCGAAGAAGACGGUACUAGUGCUUGAUCCGCGCUUCUCUUUGUUCCGUGAGCAGCGCUCAUUCAAUUUCAGUUCAACAGCACUCAGUGUUAGCCCUUUCUCUUAGGUGCUAAGCUUGCCCAGUGGAACCUAACCAGCUGCUGCCUUUCCCCCCUAGCCAGCAAUUUCUCAGAAACAUUUUCUCUCAGCAAAGGUAUGCUGCUUGAUCGUGUCUGCAAGCUAAACAGUUUCUGGUACUUGACUCCUCGAUACAAACUUUAUUUAUUAUGCUUGACAACUGGAAUUUCUUAGCGCUGUUUUUAAAUUGUCCAUAUGCUUCUCUAAGAGAGAUUUACUAUGAAGAUCCUGCGAAAGAAAGAAAAAAAACCCAGGCAGAAGACUGGCUUUUUGUUUGAAAAAAAUUCCACCCCUGCAGUCUUUUUCUUGCUGUCUCUGAUUAGAUAAUAAACUGGUUAGUUGUUCUCAUGCAGCACAGAGGGUGGGCUGCAUGGUUUUUUUAUUUAAAAAAAACUGCACAAAGGACAUCUGUAGGGGAUCAGCAGGAGAUUUUAAGCGGUUACACUGGAAAUGCAGCAGAAGGAUAAUGAGCAGAGAAGGCUCUGCAUAAGGUUGUCUGCUCUUAACUGAAAUUGCUAGUCUCUAGGAGGGAGGGAGGGUGGGUAUGAACAAUUGGUACUUAGCUUCUUGUAUGUCUGUGCUUUUGUAGAAAAUGUUCCAAUUUCCUACUUGUUUACAGUUUUUACGCAGGGAAGAAGGGAAGUGGGUGUUCGUUCCCAAACUGUAUCCGUCGCCUCCCAAGCCCAGCAUGGAUGCGAGAGGGAAAUGGAUUUUGAAAAUUUAGCUACCUUUUGUUCUCCUGACGAAUAUUGUGUAAAUACCCCCAUCCCUGACCCCUUUCAGCCUCAGUGCCUUGAACAGCUCCUGCUGUAUCUAGGGCAUUCUAUGGUGGGGGGGGGGUUAAUGACCUCUAUUAAGACAUAAUGGGAACUGGGGUGCUGUUUGAGAGGGGAAGGGCAAGUGGACCCAUUCAUACACUUGCUAAACUGUUGGCUUGUUUAAUGAAGUGUGUUUUUGCCAAGGCCUGAGAAGAGUCAUUAAGGAGAAAAGUUUGAAUUUGCUCGCCGCUUCGCAUGCCAGGCUCAAGAAAGGGAGGUAGAAGACAUGCAGAGCAAAUGAGGCUUCCUCCACCCGGUUCCUUAAAUCAGGUUCAUAACAGGGCUGAGGGAAUUCUUUGUGGAGCGCGCUUAGCUUCCUUUUUCAAAUGUUGUUGUUAGGAUAACUUCAACGGUGCGGGGGCUGAAGGCAGGCAUAUUUGAACCACGCAUUUAGUUCAGGGGUAGCUGAUGACAGCCCAAGCACUUCUUAGUCAGGAUUUCCAUGUGGGCAGGGCCGUCUUAAACGCCCCUGCCGCUGUGGUGCGCCGGAUCUCUCCGGCGCCCUCCCGCCCCGUUUCCCAGCGCGGUGGGCGGGUGGGCGCAGCGGCGGGCGGGCAGGCACAGCGCGAUCUCUCCGGCGUCCUCCCGCCCCGUUUCCCAGCGCG